AUGGGCUGCUUCCCGUGCUUCGGAUCGUCAGAGCAAGUGAAGGAAAGGAGGAACGAGGUGAAGGCCGGAGGCGAUUCGAAGAAGGAUCCUUCGUCUACGGCACCGUCUUCUCACCAUGCGGCCAGAGUUGGCUCCGGUAUUUCGGCUUCCCUUUUAAUGUCCAUCUCGUCGAGGUGUGAGAAUUUUGGUCUGCAAAUUAAGCAUCCGCGGAAGGCCUUGCAAGUGACGCGACGUGUGUGUUCUCUGCUAAUAUUUUAGUACUGUACCUGCAAAUGCUGUUGGUCAGAUCCGUGUGGAAAUUAUCCUUUUAUUUGAUUUCCUGGAUGAUUGUUGGACGGUGGAUGCUUUCAACUCGUAAGUCGUUCCUCGGUCCCUCAAGUUUGCAUCUCUACGGUGGUUAUUUGAUGAUCGUCGCUCUGAGGCUGGACUCUCUAUCUUUUCAAUACGUUUCUCUGCCUCCUCCAAAUGCAUGUAGAUAUGGCUUGCUAACUUCUUCUUUUUUGCAGAAAAAUUAAAGUCACGGAGUGGUACAGAGACGAGGAAAGAAACACCAGUGCCGAAAGAUGGCCCAACACACAUUGCUGCCCAGAUCUUUACUUUUCGUGAGCUUGCAGCCGCUACGAAGAAUUUCAGACAAGAGUCCCUUCUGGGGGAAGGGGGUUUUGGUCGUGUAUAUAAAGGUCGGUUGGAGAGCACUGGGCAGGUUAGAUUUCUGGAUAGGACUUGGCUCUUUUAAUCGAUCAUUUAAUUAUUGUUCUCCUCCCAAAAAAUGGACAAUUAUAUCUGCUCUACAAAUUUUCUAUUACAGAUCCGAUAUCUUAGAAUGAGAUUAAAAAAAAAGGUGCACUUUAUUUGGCUGGCAGGUGGUUGCGGUGAAACAGCUUGACAGGAAUGGCCUUCAAGGCAAUCGAGAAUUUUUGGUAGAGGUGCUCAUGUUAAGCCUCUUGCAUCACCCUAAUCUGGUCAAUUUGAUUGGCUACUGUGCUGAUGGAGACCAACGCCUCUUGGUAUAUGAGUUUAUGCCUUUGGGAUCUCUGGAAGAUCAUUUGCACGGUUAGGUCCAUACCUUCCUGUAUUUUAGAUAUUCACCAGGCUCUGGACGUAUUCAUCUUCAUGCAUAAAGAACGGCGUCUUUGACAUUAUCAUGGUUGGAUUACUUCUCCUGUUCGCACACUUGUCCUUGUAAACAAAUUGUGAUGUUUCACUAGGGAAAACACAUUGUUCUGUGUUAUGAUUUUAAAUUGAUUAAUAAUUACCUUGAUUUUUUUCCUUCAGGGAUGCUAGAGGAGCCCAAUACUUAUUUGGAAGAAAAAUGAAACUGAUCUGUAAAAAUUAAUCAAUAUAUUAGAUGAGAUCAACCAAUAUAGAUAGGAAUGCAGAAGUAGAACCAGAGUUGCCGACUUCAUAGUUUUUCAUAAGAGAUGCCAUAGUCUUGUACUAUCUCUCUGUUAUUAAAUUUCUCAAAUUCAUGUCUAUACACUUUUUUUAAAAAAUUCCUCACAAGCACCAAUAGGCGACUGACAAAAAGGAUGGUAGCAUGGGCUUAGUGCCAGUAACAAUAUCCUUGCGCAUCAUUUCAUGAUUCAAAAUGUCUAUUCGAAGCCAGGUUGAUGGGACGACUUUUACUGUCUAUGUUUUCUCAGUGGUUGAUCAAAUCCCAUUAAAUUAGGGAUCUGUUGAUGGAGAGCGAGUUAAUUAUUAAAGUUUUUCCCUGGUGCGAACCGCCACAGACAGUUUGUUUACAGUAGGAUUAUUGGACAUUGAGCCUCUAUUCUUAUCACUUAUGCGAGGGAUCUGAGGUUCUUUGACGAUAAAUUGAUGUAAAUAGAUUUGGUUUUUUUCAUUGACUACUCAUCAUCUUUUAAAUUAUUGAUCCAUGGACAAUCAGUGUAGGAAAACAUAAUUUCACUUUGUGGUCACGGUAUAAACACCGUCAAAAAGGUUGAAAGACUUCCAUAUAUUGCAUCCAAUUUCCCAGGCCUCAAAGGAAACAAAACAUGGCUUGCAAUAACCUCAUAACACAAGUUUUCCUCUUUUCCAUGCUGCCGACUCAUUUGUGUAAUUUUUUAUGGAGAAAAUUAAUUUUUCGCACCUUAAAUGAUGAGAGGGUUUGUCUUGGGUUCAUACUUAUUUUCCUUUUGGUAUUGAUGGCAGUAGCAUCUGUCAAUAUGUGAUGAAUGAAUUAAUUAUCAUAAUGUGACUACGAUUUUAUAUGCGUGCUUUAGAGGAGACUAAUUCCAGAUUGUUUAGGGAAUCCUAAGAAGUUGAGUCAGUGGUUAUAACUCAGAGAGAUUGGGCAUUAUUAGCGUCAGUGAUAGUUUUUGAUGAUGAUAUUGAUGAUUUCCUUGAUGUUGGAUAUCUGUCGUUAUAGUUUUGUGAUGCUUCCUGGUGGAGAUACUGUGUUUCCCUUUACUUUGCGAACUCUCUGAAUCUUCUUUCCUCUUGUUCAACUUUUUUGUAACAGGGGAUGUGUCUUAUAGCUGAUUCUCUAUUUUACCUUUGGGAUUCCAGAUACAGAUUUCUGCAAAUUGGCUAGUGUAAUGCGAAUAAUUGCAUCAAUGAGUGAUAGAAAAACACUACCCUUUCCUAAAAAAAUAUUACCUCCAUUGAGAUUGUUUUUGUAAAGAUCUAGAGAUCCAGAAACGAAAAGAAAAGAAAAAACUUGAAGCUUUUAAAAAAAGAGGAAAGUAAAAUCCUAAUAAUUUCGAACUUGUACCCCCAUAAUUUGUGCUUCUAGGGCUUGUACUUAUCAAUCUGCUUAACCUGCUGAACUUAUGAUUUUGAGUUCCUUGAAUUAUUCCUGGAAGUUUCCUCUAUAAAGACAAUGCUGUUGUCUUCCACCAAUUCGACUUGUAUUCGUUCUUUUUUAUGGGGAUAAAUGGCACAUAGGUGGCAUUGAAUAAUUUAAUUGAAGUAGAUUUCUUGGAAUUCUCUAAUCACCGCCUGCAGCUAGCUCAUCUUGAAUGAUAUCCAAAAACAUCGGUAUAAAUCCGGAGAAAUCGAUGGCAGUCCUUGCAUCUCUUACUCCAUCAUAAAUCUAUCCUAUCAAUACAUGGCCAUUUUGAUUGUCCAUCUUGUUUUGAAGCUCAUUGAUGUUGUGAAGAAUUCCCAUUCGGUUCUUAUUUUCCCCAGACGCUAGCUUGUCACCCUCCAGGAAGCGUUCCUUCCAAGGGAAAUCAAUGUUUUUCUCCUACCUUUGCCACCUUGGUCUCUCUCAUGGGGAUCAAAAGGAAUUGAAAUUGGUCGGAUAAGCUAUGCCCCCUUUGCAACGUCUUUCAAUUGUUUUUCUCCAGAUAAGGUGUUCCGUUGCAUUAAUAUCAUGGAUUCCGUAGUCAGCAGGGGAAAACCUACAAACCAUUCAGUACAUUUCUAAGCUCCAUAGACAUGUUUAGUUAUCCAUUACCGUAAUACUCAAAGUGAUGGCAAGCUACUCGAAGUUCCCCCCUUUGCGACUGUGUCUUUCAUUGAUUCAGGCACCCUCUACUUUGUCUUGUGGAGGCGAAUCGAAUCUAAUUUCAUAUUGGACAAUACAACUGUCCAAUAUGAGGCCUCCUAUUGGCCACCCACCUUCAAAAGGUAUAUCCUAGCCAGUUAGAACCAGACAGAAAACCUUUUCUCUCCCUUAACUACAGCAAUAUCCAGUGAUCACCGACGGUAGGAGAAAAACCUUUUUUUCAUUGAACAUCCUUAAUUAAUAUGGUGGCAUUCAUUAAGCUUUCCCAUUUGAGCAUUCUUUAUCUUCUAUUGUCUGCUUCCUUGUCCAUAACUCACCACAUCUACUUAAUCAUUAGCACCCGCCAUGUCUGCAUCCAAGAAGGAUCUGUCUUCAUGGGUGGCUGGAAAGGUAGCUUCUCAUAUUUCUUGCUUUCCUCAUAGUUUCUUGUGUCCAACCCGAUGCCUCCCCUUGUUCUUCUAGUGUUCAGCAGAAUGGCCACAAUCAUUGUUAUUCUUCCCGAAGCUUUAAAUACGCCAAAUUCAUCUUGUGAGGAAGAUUUCGAAUUGAUUUCAAUCGUCGUAUGCAAUCUAGUGCUCCGUUGCCCAUCAGAUUUUCAUCAUAUUAUUCGAGGGGUUUAGUGAAAAUACCUUUUCACUGUAUUCUCUGUGUAUCUGCGUGGCCUUAUUUCCCUGUCUUUCUCAUUAGAUAUUCCGCCUGACAAGGAGCCGCUGGACUGGAACACAAGGAUGAAGAUCGCAGCUGGUGCAGCUAAAGGGUUAGAGUACUUGCACGACAAAGCAAAUCCGCCAGUGAUCUACAGGGACUUUAAAUCAUCUAAUAUUUUACUUGAUGAGGGAUUUCACCCCAAACUCUCUGAUUUUGGGCUUGCGAAACUCGGCCCGGUUGGCGACAAGACUCAUGUCUCCACACGGGUAAUGGGAACGUACGGCUACUGUGCGCCAGAGUAUGCAAUGACUGGGCAGCUCACGCUGAAGUCGGAUGUGUACAGCUUCGGUGUGGUCCUCCUUGAAUUGAUCACAGGGCGCAAGGCGAUUGACAAUGCGAGGGCGGCCGGGGAGCACAAUCUUGUCGCAUGGGUAUGCCUCUGUUUGCCAUUAUUAGCAUCUUAUUCUCCUCCACUGGUCAAUUUAGAUGGCUGCAUGGAUCAAGAAACACAUCUCAUCUGAAGAUCAUGUCUGAUGGUGGUCUUUACUUCAAUGGGAAAGAUUUUUAAUAAUAUCAUUUUUAUACAAUUUUUCAAGACUUGUUAUAAGGGACAAAGUAUAAUUUAUUUUUUAUUUUUUUAUUUUUUAAAACUUUCAUCAGGCUCGUCCGCUGUUCAAAGACAGGAGGAAGUUUCCCAAGAUGGCAGAUCCGCUGCUGCAAAGUCGGUAUCCAAUGCGCGGCCUGUACCAAGCUCUAGCGGUCGCCGCCAUGUGCCUGCAGGAGCAGGCGGCGACUCGACCGCUCAUCGGAGACGUCGUGACGGCGCUCUCCUACUUGGCCUCGCAGUCGUAUGAUCCAAAUGCUGCCGCCGCCCACAACAGCAGGACGGGCCCUUCAACACCGAGGGUCAGAGAAGACUGGAAGAGCCUCAGUGUGGGAGCCGACAGCCAGCUGGCAGGCUUUUCCCCAUCUAGAAACUCCCCAGAUUUCAGGAAGAGGGACAUCACCAGGGGAGUCAGCUUUGGCGCGGAGGUGGGCAGGGGCGAGCUCGGUGGCGGCUCUGGGAGAAAGUCUGUCCUUGCGGACGACUUGGAGGGCCAAGAAUCUCAGAGGGACAGCCCCAUGAAUGCUCCAAAGGCGAGGAACGGUGCCAAGAACAUCAACAGAGAUAUGGACAGAGAACGGGCGAUUGCAGAGGCGAAGGUCUGGGGCGAGAAUUGGAGGGACAGGAGGCACACAAAUGCUCAGGGAAGCUUCGACAGCACACACGAGUAG
Messenger RNA from Spirodela intermedia, 5377 nucleotides. The record is from the annotation of a GenBank genome assembly. Lineage: Eukaryota; Viridiplantae; Streptophyta; Magnoliopsida; Alismatales; Araceae.